AUGUUUGAUCACGGAAGCGGAUUUGAGAUCAGCGGCUUGGUUUCAUUUGGCGAUUCUUUUGCCGCGGGCAUGGGUACUGCCAAAACGACGACGGACAGAUGCCGUGUGGGUGGAAACAAUUAUGGUGAUCUGAUUCAUCAACACCUUGGAGACGAUAGAAUCUCCAUUGAGAAGAGGGUCUGCUCUGGUGACACGACAACUGGCCUCCGACGUCAGAUCGAUGAAUGGACGGGUGCGUCUCCUGCAAACAUGGCCACAUUGACUAUGGGAGGGAAUGAUCUUGGCUUCUCUAACAUCGUUUGGUACUGCGUUAUCACUCCGUUUAGCUCGCCAUUUGGGGCAAGCAACCCCGAAAAAUGCGCGGCUGCAAAGGACAAAGCCCGCGCUUUGAUGAAUGAUCUGGGAGAAAGUGGCCUGCGCUACAAGCUAAAAACUCUCUACAAGAGUAUUCUGGUCAAGGCAAAAGAAUAUGACUUUUUUCUCUUUGUCACUGGUUACUCUGGUUUCUUCAAUCAUGACACCACUGAUUGUGACAAGAGCACCUUCCAUUACCAAUGGGCUGCUUACAAUCCUCCUAGUGAUUGGCCUUUGAAUCGGAUUGUGUACCUUACCACGUCUCUACGUACAGAACUCAAUGGCCUUGUGGGGCAGCUCAACAGCCUAAUUGAGUCCGCCGUUCAAGAUGCCAAUUCCGAGCUAGGAUCAACCAAGAUUCAUUAUGUUGACGUCCAACCGAAGUUUGACAGGCACCGCUGGUGUGAGCAAGGGAUUCAUGAGCCCGAUGCCAGCGCUCCAAACACCUAUUUCUUUUUGAGCGGCUGGUCCGAUCUUCCUCUCGACAACAAUGCUGUGACAUCGUCCGAUGUCGCCGAUAUUGCCUUUCUUAUGCAGACUGGGAUCAACCUUCCAGAGGCGUCAACUUGCCAGCAAACAAUAAGCUCGGAUCCAGAUCCGUACGAGGAAUUCCUGUGUCUGGCUUCUGUUGCGAUCAAGGAAGAGCCGAAUGGGCCAGUGGCUUGGUCAUACGGGAAUGCGACCCAAGCCGUCAGAGAUGGGAAUGUGAACUCGCAGCAUAUGAAAGACUGGUAUCCUACUCGACAAAUCAAGACUUUCCACCCACGGAGCCCUGGAAUGGGACUUUACCGCGAUGCUAUCUUGGAAAAGAUCGAUGCUAUAUUAGAAUUUUAA
Aspergillus fumigatus Af293 is the source of this 1188-nucleotide messenger RNA. Its product is annotated as esterase family protein. The transcript has a single exon. Lineage: Eukaryota; Fungi; Ascomycota; Eurotiomycetes; Eurotiales; Aspergillaceae. Gene Ontology annotation, biological process: triglyceride catabolic process. Bases 1 to 1188 code for a protein of 395 amino acids. The record is from RefSeq and is a predicted model, not a curated record. Gene Ontology annotation, molecular function: triacylglycerol lipase activity.